Adineta steineri is the source of this 1218-nucleotide messenger RNA. Lineage: Eukaryota; Metazoa; Rotifera; Eurotatoria; Adinetida; Adinetidae. The record is from the annotation of a GenBank genome assembly.
AUGAAACGUAAGCAGUUGAUUAACGAUGAAAACAAUGAAGAUCUAACAAAAGUUUUUGGUCGAGCUGUAAUUGCAUUAGCUGUCAAUGAUGAACAAUCUGAAGAAAACAAAAAAUUCAUUCUUGAUACGAGUAAAAUUUUAUAUCAGUCGUGUAAGGAUGCUAAUCAAGAUGUUGAUUUAAAAUCUGAUGGAUAUCAUUUAUCAGAAUUGCUGGAAUUAUUACAUCGUGCUUUUACAAAUACAUACGUCAUAAAAUAUAUUCUAGAGGAUAUGAACAAUGAAAAAUCAACAGUAAUACAAUACUUUGCAGAACUUUUUUUAUCGUUUUAUGGAGUUCUACUAGAUCCAGAACCAGAUGAACUCGAGAAACGUGCUGUCAAAUAUUUAGUUAAAAUUCUAUUACAGAUUUCUAGUUAUCCAGAAUAUCUUAAAGAAUUAAUUGAGAAUAAUCAGUUUUAUAUAAUCAUUCAAAGUCUUGCUAAUCGUUCACAACGAGAUGAUGUCAAACGUAUUUGGUGUAAUAUUCAACAAAUUAUGAUACCAAAUGUACCGAAAAAAGAAAUGUCAUCAAUGAUCUACAUUAGCUAUGAUUAUACUGACGAAGAAUUUUGUAGAGAAUUUGUAAAAGAAUUACGUAAAAAAUCAACAAUACCAAUUUGGGUCGAUUAUGAAAAUGUUGAAUUGUGUGAUGGUAUGUGGGAAUACGUAUCUUCAACAAUUCUAUCAGCAACAGUGGUUAUUAUUUUGGUAUCAACAGCCUAUGUUGAAAGUACUGAUAAAUUUCAAGAAUUAUCUUACAUAAUCUCUACUAAUAAAUCAAGAGAUGAAAACAAAGGCUUAAUCGUUGUUACAAUUGAGCCUAAUUUUAGUUUUAAACGCUCUUGGAUGAAAGAUUUAUUACAUGAUAAGAUUGUGGUUCCUUAUGAUAAUCAUAUUGGACAUCUAGUUUCAAAUGUAUGCGAGCAGAUUUUUGUGUCGAAGAAAUCGUUAAUUAAAAGUCUACGAUGUCAAGUCAAAAAUGUACGAAAAAAAACAGUUCAAUCUGAUGAUUUUACAGAAAAUUUUGAACGUAGUCCAACUCCCACAAUAGCCUAUGUUCCAAAGGAAUCUUCAAAUAAUAUUAAUGUCUUAGUUACAACAAAAAAACGUAGUACAAAUUGCAUUGCUGCUGGUCUAAUGACAGAAACCGGAUCCGCCGGUGAUUUAACUUGGAUGUGA